GUCAAAAAGAAGGUCUACAGAUGGUGAUUCUUCUAGGGGAGGAAAUCACAUCUCUUUGGUGUGGAUUUCUGCUAUGGAUGAGAAGUUAAUUGAAGCUCUUUUGCAUCAAGAUGUGAUUGGAAACCGAGUAAAUUCCGUCUUUUCAACAUCGGCUUACAAUCAAAUAGUGGUUGAACUCCAAGAAAUAUUUCCUGAUAAGCCAAUUGAUAGGGAUAAGGCGAAAAAUCGUGUGAAAUAUAUGAAGUCAAAAUGGGCAGCUUGCUAUGACUUGUUUAAGAAUGCGGGCAACGACUUUGCUUGGAAUCGGAACACUAACAUGUGGAGCGCGAAACCAGAAGUAUGGGAUCGACAAAUUCAGGCUCAUCCAGAAGCUGCUGAAUGGAGGACCAAGACUAUUUAAAAUUACGAUAAAUUACUUUUGCUUUUUGUAGCUGAUAGAGCAACAAGAGAGCAUGCCAAAACUAUGGCUGAGUUACUAGAGAGAAGGCGGGCUUGUACUGAUACUAACGAGGUUGAUGUUGAUCUUACAAUUAAUGGCAUUGAUGAAAUGUUUCUAGGGAGGAAAUCAUCUUGGAGGGUAUUGAUGGUAACCAAGAAGCAAUUGGCAAAGAAGACUUUCUGGGGCUGCAACGGAGACUAGGUCAACAGCAAAUUAACUGAAGAAGAGCAAAAAGUCAAAGGAGGAUGUUGGUCCUGAAAAACAUUAUAAUGGCAUAGAAAA
This is a messenger RNA of Asparagus officinalis (garden asparagus), 721 nucleotides long. RefSeq lists its product as uncharacterized. NCBI's taxonomy places the organism in Eukaryota, Viridiplantae, Streptophyta, Magnoliopsida, Asparagales, Asparagaceae. The transcript has 2 exons. The record is from RefSeq and is a predicted model, not a curated record. Bases 74 to 400 code for a protein of 108 amino acids.